Molecule: messenger RNA, 4918 nt
Organism: Sapajus apella (tufted capuchin)
Lineage: Eukaryota; Metazoa; Chordata; Mammalia; Primates; Cebidae
Gene: CTNND2
Product: catenin delta 2
Exons: 23
Coding region: 273-3977 (1234 amino acids)
Biological process (GO): dendritic spine morphogenesis; cell-cell adhesion; cell-cell junction assembly
Cellular component (GO): cytoplasm; nucleus; adherens junction
Molecular function (GO): cadherin binding
Source: RefSeq, a predicted model, not a curated record
GGAGGACUUCCCUCCAGUCUUUUGCCCUUAUGUUCAAUGUCAUUACGAUGUUUGGCUAGAACAAAAUGGAAAGACUUAGUCAUAUGCGUCCAUGGCCGUGUCUUCAGGCUCCCGCGGCUUGCCAGACCCAGAGCCCCCUCGGUCUAUAUUUAGCGGCUUCGGAGGAAGCCUUUGUAGCCGGCUUCACAGGUUUCGGGGGCUUCUGCGUGCUGACAAUAGACAGCCGGGCUCCGGAAAGCGCUGCCUGAAAGCCAGGUUUGGAAGGCUGAGCUAUGCCUGUCCCAGACCAGCCUUCAUCAGCCUCAGAGAAGACAAGUUCCCUGAGCCCCGGCUUAAACACCUCCAACGGGGAUGGAUCUGAAACAGAAACCACCUCUGCCAUCCUCGCCUCAGUCAAAGAACAGGAAUUACAGUUUGAAAGGCUGACCCGAGAGCUGGAGGCUGAACGGCAGAUCGUAGCCAGCCAGCUGGAGCGAUGCAAGCUGGGGUCCGAGACUGGCAGCAUGAGCAGCAUCAGUUCAGCAGAAGAGCAGUUUCACUGGCAGUCACAAGAUGGUCAAAAAGAUAUUGAAGAUGAGCUCACAACCGGUCUCGAGCUGGUGGACUCCUGUAUUAGGUCACUGCAGGAAUCGGGAAUACUUGACCCACAGGAUUAUUCUACAGGUGAAAGGCCCAGCCUGCUCUCCCAGAGUGCACUUCAGCUCAAUUCCAAACCUGAAGGGUCUUUCCAGUAUCCGGCCAGCUACCAUAGCAACCAGACCCUGGCCUUGGGGGAAACCACCCCUUCACAGCUCCCGGCCCGAGGCACACAAGCCCGAGCUGCGGGCCAGAGCUUCAGCCAGGGCACGACCAGCCGCGCCGGCCACCUGGCGGGGCCCGAGCCCGCGCCGCCGCCGCCGCCGCCGCCGCGGGAGCCGUUCGCGCCCAGCCUGGGCAGCGCCUUCCACCUGCCCGACGCGCCGCCCGCCUCCGCCGCGCUCUACUACUCCAGCUCCACGCUGCCCGCGCCACCGCGCGGGGGCUCCCCGCUGGCCGCGCCCCAGGGCGGCUCGCCCACCAAGCUGCAGCGCGGCGGCUCGGCCCCCGAGGGCGCCACCUACGCCGCGCCGCGCGGCUCCUCGCCCAAGCAGUCGCCCAGCCGCCUGGCCAAGUCCUACAGCACCAGCUCGCCCAUCAACAUCGUCGUGUCCUCGGCCGGCCUGUCCCCGAUCCGCGUGACCUCGCCCCCCACCGUGCAGUCCACCAUCUCCUCCUCGCCCAUCCACCAGCUGAGCUCCACCAUCGGCACGUACGCCACCCUGUCGCCCACCAAGCGCCUGGUCCACGCGUCCGAGCAGUACAGCAAGCACUCGCAGGAGCUGUAUGCCACGGCCACCCUCCAGAGGCCGGGCAGCCUGGCAGCUGGGUCCCGAGCUUCAUACAGCAGCCAGCAUGGGCACCUGGGCCCAGAGUUGCGGGCCCUGCAGUCCCCAGAACAUCACAUAGAUCCCAUCUAUGAAGACCGCGUUUAUCAGAAGCCCCCUAUGAGGAGUCUCAGCCAGAGCCAGGGGGACCCUCUGCCGCCAGCACACACCGGCACCUACCGCACGAGCACAGCCCCAUCUUCCCCUGGUGUCGACUCCGUCCCCUUGCAGCGCACAGGCAGCCAGCAUGGCCCGCAGAAUGCCGCCGCGGCCACCUUCCAGAGGGCCAGCUAUGCCGCAGGCCCGGCCUCCAAUUACGCGGACCCCUACCGACAGCUGCAGUAUUGUCCCUCUGUUGAGUCUCCGUACAGCAAAUCCGGCCCUGCUCUCCCGCCCGAAGGCACCUUGGCCAGGUCCCCGUCCAUUGAUAGCAUUCAGAAAGAUCCCAGAGAAUUUGGAUGGAGAGACCCGGAACUGCCGGAAGUGAUUCAGAUGUUGCAACACCAGUUUCCCUCCGUCCAGUCUAACGCGGCAGCCUACUUGCAACACCUCUGCUUUGGAGACAACAAAAUUAAAGCCGAGAUAAGAAGACAAGGAGGCAUCCAGCUCUUGGUGGACCUGUUGGAUCAUCGGAUGACUGAAGUCCACCGUAGCGCCUGUGGAGCUCUGAGAAACCUGGUGUAUGGGAAGGCCAAUGAUGAUAACAAAAUUGCUCUGAAAAACUGUGGCGGUAUCCCAGCGCUGGUGAGGUUACUCCGCAAGACCACCGACCUGGAGAUCCGGGAGCUGGUCACAGGAGUCCUCUGGAACCUCUCCUCAUGCGAUGCACUCAAAAUGCCAAUCAUCCAGGAUGCCCUGGCAGUACUGACCAACGCAGUGAUUAUCCCCCACUCAGGCUGGGAAAAUUCGCCUCUUCAGGAUGAUCGGAAAAUACAGCUGCAUUCAUCACAGGUGCUGCGUAACGCCACCGGGUGCCUAAGGAAUGUUAGUUCGGCCGGAGAGGAGGCUCGCAGAAGGAUGCGAGAGUGUGAUGGGCUCACAGAUGCCUUGCUGUACGUGAUCCAGUCUGCACUGGGGAGCAGUGAGAUCGAUAGCAAGACCGUUGAAAACUGUGUGUGCAUUUUAAGGAACCUCUCGUACCGGCUGGCGGCAGAAACGUCUCAGGGACAGCACAUGGGCACGGAUGAGCUGGACGGGCUACUCUGUGGCGAGGCCAAUGGCAAGGACGCUGAGAGCUCUGGUUGCUGGGGCAAGAAGAAGAAGAAAAAGAAAUCCCAAGAUCAGUGGGAUGGAGUAGGACCUCUUCCAGACUGUGCCGAACCACCAAAAGGGAUCCAGAUGCUGUGGCACCCAUCAAUAGUCAAACCCUACCUCACACUGCUCUCUGAGUGCUCAAAUCCAGACACGCUGGAAGGGGCGGCAGGCGCCCUGCAGAACUUGGCUGCAGGGAGCUGGAAGGGCUGGGCUGAGGAUGUGGCAGGCAUGGCAUAUGCCCUACGUUCACUGCCAGAGGGGGCUCCCUGCCUGCCACAGUGGUCAGUUUAUAUCCGAGCCGCUGUCCGGAAGGAGAAAGGCCUGCCCAUCCUCGUGGAGCUGCUCCGGAUAGACAAUGACCGCGUGGUGUGCGCGGUGGCCACGGCACUGCGGAACAUGGCCUUGGACGUGAGAAAUAAGGAGCUCAUUGGCAAAUAUGCCAUGCGAGACCUAGUCCACAGACUUCCAGGUGGGAACAACAGCAACAGCACGGCAAGCAAGGCCAUGUCGGAUGACACAGUGACAGCCGUCUGCUGCACCCUGCACGAAGUGAUUACCAAGAACAUGGAGAACGCCAAGGCCUUACGGGAUGCCGGUGGCAUCGAGAAGUUGGUCAGCAUCUCCAAAAGCAAAGGAGAUAAACACUCUCCAAAAGUGGUCAAGGCCGCAUCUCAGGUCCUCAACAGCAUGUGGCAGUACCGAGAUCUGAGGAGUCUCUACAAAAAGGAUGGAUGGUCACAAUACCACUUUGUAGCCUCGUCUUCAACCAUUGAGAGGGACCGGCAGCGGCCCUAUUCCUCCUCCCGCACGCCCUCCAUCUCCCCUGUGCGCGUGUCUCCCAACAACCGCUCAGCAAGUGCCCCAGCUUCACCUCGGGAAAUGAUCAGCCUCAAGGAAAGGAAAACAGACUACGAGUGCACCGGCAGCAAUGCCACCUACCAUGGAGCGAAAGGCGAACACACUUCCAGGAAAGAUGCCAUGACAGCUCAAAACACUGGAAUUUCAACUUUGUAUAGGAAUUCAUAUGGUGCGCCCACUGAAGACAUCAAACACAACCAGGUUUCAGCACAGCCAGUCCCACAGGAGCCCAGCAGAAAAGACUACGAGACCUACCAGCCAUUUCAGAAUUCCACGAGAACUUACGACGAGUCCUUCUUCGAGGACCAGGUCCACCAUCGCCCUCCCGCCAGCGAGUACACCAUGCACCUGGGGCUCAAGUCCACCGGCAACUAUGUUGACUUCUACUCAGCUGCCCGUCCCUACAGCGAACUGAACUAUGAAACGAGCCACUACCCGGCCUCCCCCGACUCCUGGGUGUGAGGAGCGGGGCACAGGCGCUCCGGGAACAGUGCAUGUGCAUGCAUAACCACAAGACAUUUCUUUCUGUUUUAUUUUUUUCUCCUGCAAAUUUAGUUUGUUAAAGCCUGUUCCAUAGGAAGGCUGUGAUAACCAGUAAGGACAUAUUAAGAGCUAUUUUAGAAAGCUAAAUGAAUCGCAGGUUAACUUGGAAAUCAGUAGAACGCUAAAGCGAUCCUAAAUACGACAGUGGGUAGCACCUUUCUAGCGUGAGCUAUAGAAUAAUGAGAAGGGCUUUGUAUUGAACGUGGCUGAUGGGAGGAGACGAGGCAUUCGGGCCGGUGGAGCGUGAGGGUUAUCAUUAAGCACAAGACACAGAAUAGUUUACACACUGUAUGGGGGACGGCUUCUCACGCUUUGUUUACCCUCUUCAUCCGUUGUGAUUCUAGGCUUCAAGUUGCAUUGGGGUUCCUCUGUACAGCAAGAUGUUUCUUGCCUUUUGUUAAUGCAUUGUUGUAAAGUAUUUGAUGUACAUUACAGAUUAAAGAAGAAAAGCGCGCUGUGUAUAUUACACCAAUGCCGCCGUGUUUCCUCAUCUAUGGUUCUAAAUAUUGCUUCAAUUUCAAACUUUUGAAAGAUGUAUGGAUUUCCGGUUUUUCUUUACUUUCUCCCAGUAUGUUUUAACAAAAAAAAAAAAAAAAAAAAAAAAAAAAGCAGGAAAAAAGGAAUAUUUAGCAGUAUUGUUCGUUCUGAUAUGUGAAUUUGUUUGUGGCGACUAAACAAGGCAUUCAGCAGUUUCUGACAAUUAACAUACAUCAUUCCACACUCCUUGUCAACAAAGUGCUUUUUCACUGCCUAAAAUUUUAGAUGUAGAUAUUUGAAAUAGAUUUUUUCAUUUAUACCAGUUUUCUUUAUGAUGAUACAGUGUUAAAAGAAAAUAAAUUACAAUUGAUCUGUCAUCCAUA